Molecule: messenger RNA, 584 nt
Organism: Photinus pyralis (common eastern firefly)
Lineage: Eukaryota; Metazoa; Arthropoda; Insecta; Coleoptera; Lampyridae
Exons: 2
Coding region: 64-453 (129 amino acids)
Source: RefSeq, a predicted model, not a curated record
GGGCACGCUUUAUAAAUAUACAAAAGUAAAUGCAGUGAUUUACAAACACAAACCAAAACCCAAAUGCAUAUAUCGACUGUACUUAUCUUAGCCUGUGCCGCUGCAGUGCACUGCCAAGGAUUCGGGUACGAUUUCGUUUUUCCAAACGGUCCUGAUCAGCAAAAUCAAGGUUUCCAGGCACAAUACGUAGUUGGCACGAGGCAAUUUUCAAACGGACCCGUGGUCGAAGGAUUCGGAGGAUAUCAGGGAGGAUAUAAUCCGGGAUAUUCAGGUGCGGGUUUCUACCCGCCAAAUGGCCUGAAUAGCGACGUUGGCACUUAUUUCCGCGCGGGUCCACCUCAAGGCGUGCAAGCUGCAGAACAGGGUGCAACAAAAGGGCAGGGAGGAGGAGAUUUUUUGCAUAAGUUAUUUAAACUUCCACUUGGCAUUAUGCAAGAGGUUAUUAACGGUUAGGUAUUUAGAUGAAUUGUAAAUUUGUAGUUCUCAUGCUCAUCGCCCAGAAUGAGCUCAGAAUUAUAGGCACCACAACAUAAUUUGUGUCUUUUGUCGUUUUUGUAUAGUGAUCCAUAAAUGUUUACAAGAAU